CAGAUUUAACCAUCUGUGACACAAUAACCUCAUCUUGGUAUUAACGCUUCUACUACUACCGGGGUAGGAAGCCUAUUUGUGGAUCAAUUAUUGGUUUUUAUAGUUCAUGUUGACGUAUAUUGCAAAUCUACCAUACAAUUUAAAGUAUUCAUGAACAGCAGGGACCUACAAUUGAAAUACAGGUAUCUGCAAACAGCGAGUGAACUGAAGGAAAAUCGGAGAGAUAAGGACUGUUUUUGCCGAUUCCACAGAUAUCGAAGGCCCACCAGCUGCUGACCGUGAGCGAUUUUAUCAGGUGGCAUUUGGAAAGAGGAUGUAACCUGACCAUUCAAUCCAGGAAACAUAAGAAUCGUGAAAUGAGGCACUCAAACAAUAGGAAUUUAGUUCUACCAGAAAAAGUGAAUGGAAGAAUAGUAACAAUGGACUACGUAUAUAGGUUUAUAUCAUACUCCGAAUCAGCAGACAAAUAGAACAAAAAUAUUACAUUUUGAUAUAUGAUUCACACGGCACCAUUUGAUCAUUUAUUUCCUCGGCAUUGGAUUAGAUUACAGAAUGAAACUAAUUAUGAAGGUUCAACAAAGUGGUUCUAUUUACGGGAACUGUUGGAUACAGACAUGAACCUUUAUAAUCUACAAAAAUCUAUUUAGCAUUUGGAGAAAACAGUCCCUAAUCCUAAAAAAAAAUAAUUGAAAAGUCACAGUGGCAGGGAAAAUUACGAGUGUUUAUAUUUACGCAGAAUUUAAAUAUAUUUAAAGUUGUACAACUACAGAAUAUCAAAUAUAACCAUGGUUUUCUGCAUCAAGCGAUAUCGAUGUACGUCCAAGUAUUUAAUAGUUUUAACGUCUUUCUGUGUUUUACUUUUUAUCAUGGAUCGCUAUUUUAGCAAUAACGAGGUACAGGAAGUUUUCAAUUCCAAAUAUGAUCAAGUGGAUCUCUUUCACACGGGUUCUCCCUCCGCAGAUGACGGACCAAAACCAAGAAAGAGGAGCAGUCUGAACAAUCAAGUGUCAAUUGAUGUAAAGUUUCAUCAAACUGAUAUCAGUAACAACGCACAAAAAAUCACUGACAAAAUAAUUCCAAUUUCUGCAAAUGCCACCAAUCCGAUAACAAGUUACAAAACAAGCGAGCAAACCUCUCCGCCAAAAAUACGCGAGCAAACCUCUCCGCCAAAAAUACUUCCUUUCAGUAAGUUUCGUUAUCCUCUAGACAUCGACUUCCGCAAAUUGGUGGAUGGCGUUCUCAAAACUGGUACGACAGAUAUUAAACCCAUCAACGUUUAUCCGUAUUCGUUUUCGGAACCAAUGGACAAUCUUUGUGAUUCAACAUCAGACAUAAUCCUGUUGUUUAUGAUCAAGUCAGCACCAGGGAAUUUUGAUCAGAGGCAAGUUAUCCGGGAAACAUGGACUAAUAAUACGUAUUUUCAAAAAGAUGUCAUCCGACAUGCUUUUUUGCUUGCAAGAACCAUGAAUGAAACAGUAAAUAAUCGUCUUUUACUGGAGAAACGGCUGCAUCACGAUAUCGUUGAGAUGUCUUACGUUGAUGAUUAUUACAACAACACAUAUAAAACAAUAGGAGGCAUCAACUGGUGUGUUAAGUAUUGUCCUACUGCUAAAUUUGUAAUGUUGGUUGAUGACGACAUGUACGUUGCCACUGAUUUCCUAUUAGAUUACCUGCAUGGAUUACCACAAAAUAUGUCUGAUUCUCUCUUUGUGGGUCGUGUUUGGAACGAUGUUCCACAGAGGGGUCCAACUCAGAAAUGGUUUAUGCCUAUCGAAGAUUACCCUUACAAGAUGUACCCGCCAUUCCUUAGUGCCGGGGCUAUUAUUAUGUCAAUGGAUUUCGUUAAACGACUCCAAAUUGCUAUCCAGUAUACAAAAAAGUUUAAGUUUGAUGAUGUCUUUUUAGCUAUUGUUGCUUACAAACUUGGCGUCAAACCAAUACACCAUCAAGAUAUCCAUAUACAUCCUGUUUCUUAUAGAGACAAAAAAUUCAUCACGACUUUAGCCUCCCAUGGGUACGGACAUCCAGAUGAAUUGAAAAUUGCGUGGUAUUUCCAUUAUAAACGGUUAAAAUUUAGUAAUGCCAAAAUGGCUAGAUUACAAUAACCGGUUAGUUGGGAAAUGAUAAGUCUAGCAAUAGACAACUUUUUUCACAGACGUAUUCAUUUUGAAUUUCCCGAUAUUUAACCUUGGAGCAUAAUUUCAUUGGCCAAGACUGUACUACGUGUUCUCUGACCCCUGUUUCAGCGUGUGAACCCCGCAAGGGCCAGACCAAAUUUCUAGCUGACCGCCAUCUUUAACACUUUUAGGUACUCAAUGAAAUCAAAUAAUCUUAUUUGUUUAUAUAUAAGAAAAACCUGGUUGAAAAUACCUGACAGAUUGAGUACGAAUCAUAGCGUUUCACUUUUAUGAUGUCUUAUGGCGCUUCAUUUAUAGGCCGCACCUUUACUCUUCAAAAGUGCAAUCUUAAAAUGUGUUCAAUUUUCUAAAAAAUAAGUAAGAAUAAAAAGUCGGCCAUCGAAGAGAUGAUCCAUAUUCCGCCAAUACCUUGUUGUGUCAUUUUCUCUGAGUAAACAGCGCUUGCUGUCUGAUAUGGAGGUGUCAGUUUUUAACAAGAGAAGUGGAGGGGAAAAAAUCUUCUUACGUAUUAACCAGUUAUUAAUUAGCCAAACAAUAGGCUGGUAGGCCCCUAGCUGGUAAACAAUUAUAACAAACAAACAACAAGAAAACAUAUACAUGAUAAUUGUAAUAUUCCUACGUAUUUACAUGCUUAAAUCACACUCAUUAAUGAUAUCAAAGCCCUACAUUAUGACGUAUAUCAAACGUUCAGACUUGGUUUAAGUUAAUACAUUUUACGAAUUACAGAGUUAAGCGAAAAACAUUACGCUGACCCAGUGCUAACAUUCUUGUUCAGGAAAACAACAUUGAAAGGAGUUUGUUUCCGGCUAUUGCUAAUAUUCUUUUCAAAUGAAUAAUAAACAAAUCUUAGUAUUUCGAUA
Messenger RNA from Pecten maximus, 2998 nucleotides. Its product is annotated as beta-1,3-galactosyltransferase brn-like. The record is from RefSeq and is a predicted model, not a curated record. The transcript is spliced from 2 exons. The coding region runs from base 786 to 2105 and encodes 439 amino acids. Lineage: Eukaryota; Metazoa; Mollusca; Bivalvia; Pectinida; Pectinidae. Gene Ontology annotation, cellular component: membrane. Gene Ontology annotation, molecular function: UDP-glycosyltransferase activity; hexosyltransferase activity.